GACGCCGGCGCGGCGCGGCGGAGGGAGCUGUUACCGGCCCUGGCUCCCACCGCCUCCCGGCUCCGGAAGGGCUACCAGCCCCUUUCCCCCUCUUCCCGCAGGGACCGCUGGCGCAGAGCAGCGGGAUGGAGGCGGGAGACGGCGGGAGACGGCGGCGCGGCAGCUCCGCGCUCCCCGCACGGGGAAGGGCGACGGCCGCUUACCGGGUCUGGCAUCCGCGUGAGCGGCGCCGCGGCGGCUGCCGCGGACAAAGCGCGGGGCGGGGGGAGGCAGAAGCGGCGGGGUGGCCUGGGCCUCCUCCUCCUCCUCCUCCCUCUGCUCCGCCGGCCUCGCCCCGCCGGGACGCGGAGCCCCGGGCGCCGUACGCGGGAGCGGCGGGCAGGGCGGCAGGUGCCGGCGGCGCCGAGCCGAGCCUUGCGCCGCCGCAGCCGCCCGGGUUACGGUGCGGGGCGAAGGGAGGAGCCUGCGCCGCGCCGGGCGAGCGGCGUGGCCGCGUCCCGCUCUGCGCCGCGGGGUCCGGCCGCCGCCGCCGCUGUAGCCCCGCGGGGGCGAGAGGGAGCGGCGGCGAGCGCAGGCAGACGGGCCCGGGGGUGCAGCUCACCUGGCGUGUGUGUCCCCCCCGCACCUCCGGCGGUCGGCCCGGCCACGCCUGUGUGCCGGAGGAUACGCACACCUCACCUGGGCUCUCCUGAACUUUGCAGCGGGCUAACUGGGAGCAAACACUCUUAGCAGCCUUGCUGAGGAGGCUGUCUGUGAGCAAGGAGGAAGAGGAGAAGGGGUAAAAUGAAGGUGUAGUGGUCGGUGUAGGGCUGUGGUGCCUGGGAAGAGGGAUGCUGGACAGGAGAAACUUCCUCCCCUAAGGCAAAGGAGAUGUUGAUCAUACUGAUGUCUUUCCUGUGGCCCAAACCUGGACAUGGAAGUCUUAGAUGUGGUCUAAGAUACUUGUUUUUGGCUCAUCCUACCCCCCCAAACAUGGUAAGGGCAUUUCCCUUUUAGUCCUUUCGUUUUGUGCAAGGCCAUUCUGGCUGCUGGGCAUCCCAGCUUUGAAGUACCACUGUUGGUGCUGGUGGCUGUGGAGUGCAGCAACAGGUCUUGGUCCUGCUUUAAGAACAGGAGGGACUGAUCUGGGCAAGGAACAACUUGUUGCUGGCUGUUAGAGGCUCCAGCCUAUGCCAUGGAAGGGUUUCAGUGGGGCUGUUGAGUUAAUCCCAUCCUGAAGCAGACAUGGAAGGGACACUUACAGUGCUGCAAGGAGUUUGUCUGGGUAGCUAACAGUUUUCCAAGGUGAAGUGUGAAGAGUGGGUAUUCCUGUUGUUCAGAUAGGAGACUGCAUUUCUGAUGAAUGGCAAUAAGAAGAUAAAGUUUGGUUGUAGGAAACUUUGGUAAGUGCAGCGCCUAUCUAAUGAGUAUUUGGAAAUUGUCUUCUGUUUAAAAAACUUGUAAAACUCAGGUCAGAUGUGAGGUGAUGUUAGGCUGGUUUAGAUGUUCAGUGUUGAAGACACUGCACAUUGUGUUCUUUCCCAAGCAGUGUUGGUCACAGACCGGAGUGCUUCACUGUAACCUCUUGCAGGGUGUGUCUGUGGCUGGUUCCUGUACAGCACAGGAAGAUGCUCUAGGAAAGUUUGAACUUGAUGUCCUGGAGUGGCCCUUGGUGGCUGUUUCCGGGCUGACUAAGCCUAAUUUCAGAUCUCUGUCCACACAACCAGAUUUUGAGGCACUGCUAGAUCCACCUUCAUUCACCUCCCUAAAAGGGCAGUCCCCAGCAUCUGCCCAGUACUUUCUAUAGUUGGGCAGAGCUAUGUGCUCUGGUUCGUGAGGAAUCUGAGUUCCAGCUCACAGUUAGCCCUGAUUCUACAGCAAGGAAAAGGCACAACUGGUCAGGGUGGAAGGAGUUUGCGGUUGCAAUUCUCCUUUUUCCCCCUCCCAUUGUAUGUUUUGUACAACAUCACAUUGUCAGGUUCAUCCUGUAUGUGUUGUCUGAAUGUUGAAUGGUGCUGCAGAUAUGUGAAUGGGAGCAGAGGUGAAGGACUUUGCUGCCAGACACUUCAAAGAGGUGGACGCUUCCUCUUUGGCAAGCUGGAAUUCUAGAUCCUACUCCUUCUGUCUUCAGACCAGAGCUCUUGUCUGUUUUUAGAAAAGUUUUGCAUAUUUUCCAAAUCUCAGCCCAGAAAAUCCUCUAUGUUUUUCUAGCUCUCUGUGAACAAGAAAAACAACAGAAUCAAUGGGGGGAGACCCACCUACUGAUCAGAUUGGAACAUGAAUCAUUGUGAAUAAGUGUCCUAACAUUACCUGCAGUUGUGCCUUCAGAGUGACCGAUAUAAUACACAUCCUUCUGUCCAGUUUUAUUCAUGAUGAAGUACAGCUCUGCUGGAAUAUCAUAUUUACCCAUUUCAUCAAAGCUAAAGGGAGAAACACAAAAAGCUUGCAGAUAAUUCAGCCAUCACAGUGUGAGUUACUGAAUGUCAGUUUUGUUGCUUGUACUCAGCAGGACCCAUUGAAGGAUGAGGUUGCAGGCUGUGUCUGCUUGAUUUGGGGAAGUGGGCAGAGGGACGCAGCUAUACAGCCAGGCUGCCUGAUGCCUUGGGCUUUCUGUGGAGCAGAUGCCAGUUUUGCCUGACAGCUGCAGCCCUUGGGGAACUGAAUUUAAUCAAUGCUUUCACCAGCAUGAGUUACAAGAAUUGUUUUUCUCCCAGUUAACAUCAUUUGUGGUAGAUCAGAUUUCUCAGCAGAGCUGAUCAGUCUCCUUUCUGCGCUUGGAACAUGGUAAUGGGGUGAGACUUCAAGGCUACAGAUGCCUCCCAGUUUCGGAAGCCUGUUCCCAAAGAAACCAGCAUGGUAUAUGGACAGAGGUGAUCUGGGUACUUCCAGCUUUGCUUCUGUAUGUGCUGAUUCCAAAAGAGCCCAUCCAGAUCAUGUAGUCCUUCUUAUGAGCCCCCUGACAUACCCAGCAUUGGCUGUAUCUGUGGAAAAGAGUUGGUCUAGUCUUCUUAGAUGUUGCAUGUCCCACUUGGAAGUCAGAUUAUAUGAAAAACAGUAGUGUUUUCAUAUAGUUCAAAAGGUAUUUUUUUCAUAGAACCAGAAGGGGAAAGGUUCUGCAUUUUGAUAGUAAUCACCUAAUCUUGCUAGUUCCCUGAAUGUUGCUUUCUUCAGUAAUUCUUUUUCCAUAGAGUACCUGAACUGCCAGAACUCUUUCUGACAGGGCUUAAGGGUCUUGUCUUUUAAAGACCAGGUGUCUCCUCGGCUGUUUCCCAUCUAGACAUCAUAGCCAGCGUCUACAAGAAUGAAGCCUAGGCUGUUGACGGGCAGGUUAGAAAUCCAGUUAAUAGAAUCUGCUAGAACACCAUCGUGUAGCAAAAGUGCAGGCUUUUUCCCUAAAACAGAAGAGGUUUUCUUAGGCUGUAGUAGUAGCUAAUGUGUAGUUAAAACUGAGGUGCAGAAUCUGUUUUUUCUGGAGUGUUUUAACCCAUGUACAGAAUUUAUGCCACGUUUUAGGCUGAAUGACUAGGUGCCUUUGCAGAGAUGGAAAGGUAUGGAACAUACCACUGCGUGUGCAAAGGGAAAAGAUGGGGAACCCAUGUAAGAAUUGUCUCUCAGACCUUCCUUAUGUCCUACAACUGUCAUACCUGCAUUUUGGCUGUUCCUUCCAUCAGGAAUUCUGAAAACACCAAGAACGUAUCCAUCCUCUGUUGUAACUUCAUAUUCCUUGCUGGGGUAUCCAUGAUACCUGAUAAUUUCACUCCGUGGAAAGCCAAAGGACAGUUUAUUAAGAUGCAUUUACAGUGUAGAUAUUGGUGUAGAAGGUGUUUAGAGGCUGCUUCUGUCCAGGAACAUGAACGUAACCAAGAAUAUGCCAGUAAGAUAAAUGUGAUAACAUAUUGCUAGCUUUUCUCUACUGCUGUGUGUUAUACUGGUAGAAGGGUACACCAAAAGGGAUUCCUGCAGGGAAAAAAAACAAACUACAUCUCUCUCUUUCAUGGAUGAUCCAAUAUAUGCCAUACCUUAACCACGGAGGCCAGAGGAUGCAAACGGCAGUGAGAGUAGUUGGGGUGUGUUUCUGUGAUGUGGUUUGUGUACACUACAUUGUGCUGUAUGAUUCAAAUUGCAAUAAUUUUUGUAGCAUUGGUACUCAAGCACUACACAGACUUACAAGAGUAGCAGAAUGCAGUAAAGUGUUCUUCAGACUUGCUUAGAUGGUAGUUGUCUGGUGUUUGACCUCCUAUUGUGGGACAAAAAAGAACUGUACUGAGUGACUAACCUUUUGGGAGAUAUUUUGUCAUGUUUUGCAAGGCUGAUACAGGUUGUAUCUUUCUAGAGAGUAACCAUGCAUCAGUAUCUCUAUCUUCAUGAGGGAGGGACUUCUCAAUUAUUUUUAUUUUUUAUUAAAUCUAUCAUAUCCCUUGAGUCACUAGAACAUUUGGAUUAAACCACAACUUGGAUAUAUCCUUAAUAUUGACAUCCAAACUCACUGUAGUCCACUUUGUAGGAGAAUACUCCAAUUCUUCUGUCAGUAGAAUAGAAAUCCUUCCACCUGUGUGCUCUGGAAGCUCAGUUUUAUAGUAGAUAUUCCACUGCUUUCUGCAGUUUCGUUCAGUUCAAACAAAAGUAAAACACAUUCCUCUAUUUCUGCAUGCGGAGCAUUGUUUAGGAACAAAACUGGAAAGUUCAGCAUAGGUCACAGUUUGAUUUUGUACUAAAGGUGAGGCAGUAGGGUAGCUAAAUUGUUACCAUUUUUAGGGUAUGUUUUUUCUAUGUAUUGAAUGGUCACCUGACUAAGCUGGCAUGUUUUAAGCCUUUUAUCUGAAUGUUUUCUAAAUUAGAUAUAAUGCACCAAUUAACUCCAAGGCUUGGCAAACACUGUCUCCUUAAUUUCAGUGGCCAAGUCUUGACUGUUGGAGCCUGGAACAGUAAUCUAGUCUUUUUAUGCAAUGGAACAGUGCCAAACAGUGGCAUUUACCAUGGCAAACUGGAAUUAACUGAAAUAUUAAAAAAAAAAAAAAGUAGAGGAAGGUAUCUGAAAGAUACAUUGAAAAUGCCAUUUCUGGAGACUUUUGAUAUUUAAUGAAAAUAACCUUAAAACUUUUAGAAAUUCAUCAGAGUACUCUUGAGAGGGUCAUAACGUUUUUUUUUUCACAUGCACUGUAAAUGGGACAGAAAGGCACCAGGUCAUUUAAUGUGCUUACCAGAUGUUAGAAUUGCCAGGUUAACUUACAAGGAAAACUUAAAUGGAUUUGGAGCUAUAAUAGCAAAAUGUUCAAUUUAUGUACACGUUUUCAAUGCUGAGAUUUUCAUGCGUCCACAGUGAUAUCCCAAGGGAAGAAAACCCAAGUAGAACAAAAUUAAACUAUCAGUUAUUCCUUUUUCCCAUUUCCAUGGGUCAAAGACUUCUUCCUCUUCUCCUUUAGCAAGCAUGCACUUUGAUGUAUAACAUCAGGCUUGCAGCUCUGAAAGGAUGCAGGCUGGCUGCUCUGACAAGCAACUGCACAGAAUCAAGACAGCACAUCUUUAUGGAGACAGGCAGCAGAGGGAGGGACCAUGGGUAUAUAUGUACAUGUUUCCUACAUGCUGAGUAGGUGACAGUCUGCCCAUGUACUGAAUCUUGGCAUCUUUUGGACAAAAAAGACAUAUUCAACAACAACAACAACAACGAAAAUCAACAUUUUCAGGAUUCUAAUCUAAUUAUAAGCAUGGCAAAGAACACUAAAGCGUAUGUGUAACAGAAGUGAACCUGUGACUAUAUAGCUUUGCUUGAGUCUCAUGCCUCAUCAUGGUUGAGCUGCUUAUCUGUUCUGCAACUGAAGCUCUAACCAAAGUGCUUUGCAAGAGGACCUGAGAUGUGAUGCUGGAUUAAAUAGUAAUUUACACUCUCUUGGGAGAAAUGUUGCCUGAAGCUAUUACUCUGAUUUGUAGAGGAUGGUCUUCUUUUUUUUUUUUGUUAGUUUGUUUGUUGUUUCUUUAAAAUAGUUUUUUAGAUUACUAUACAUUUGUUUAUUUGUAUUAGGAAAGGAUUAAUUAAAUUACUAAAUUGUUAUAUGUAACUUCAUAGUGAUUUGACGAGUCUUUCAACAAGUUGUAGUUGAGAAAUUUCAACAACCUGGCCAGCUGAUGCAGGAAGAUGUGAAUUCCUUAGGAGCUGGAUGUGAAGAAGUACGGGUGAGGAAUACCUUUUCACCUUUGAGGUGUUACUCACUCCUCCACGUUGUUAGUCCUACUGAAUUUUCACCACGUGCUGAAAGAGCAAUCUAUUGUGAGGAUCCUAGUGAGUUUGUCACAGGUAGAUGUCUGUUUCUGUUACAUGUCAAUGUAAUUUUCUUCAGAUAAACAGCCAUUAAAACUGGUGUCAGCAAACAAACACUACAGCCAUGGUGUUAUACUAGUACUUUAAUUGGAGAAGGAUAGAGAUAGUAUAAGUAAUUUUAUAUGGUCCUCCACCUCAUUGGAGAAUAAAUAUGAAAGUUAUGUGGAAAUUAAAGUUCUCAAAUGUAAGGUAAAGGGCUUGGAUUUAAGAUGCAUACUUACAUGCAUAUGUUUUAAAACUCGUUUUAAAAUUUGCUUGAAAUACAGGAAACAUGAAUUUAAAAUAUAAAGGGAAAAGAUAUUUUGAGGUGAGUGCAGACACUUGAAAUACACAUGCCCUACUCAGAAAGCCUGAGUGUAGUACAGCAUCUUAUCAUCAGAGCCAUCAACUAUAAUUCUCUUCUGAAUUAACAUAUAAAAUUAUCAGGUUAAACAUGAAUCAUAUUCAUUGUUUGGGCUGGGCUAGGAAGAGAAGACUGAGCAAAAAGUGAUGAAAGCAGAUGGCCUGUUUAAUUAGAGACUGAGGAUAAUUAUACUGGGAGGUCUCAUUAAAGGCGUGGGAUUUAGUUGCUUCCCUUUUCCUGACAGGAGUCUUGAGAGGUUCUUGCAGAGCAUUGGGAAUAUGUUUUAGUCAGAAGUAGCUUGUGUGGCACACUAGCUACCAUUUGUAGUUACUUAUUUUAAGUUUUAGAUUUCAAGCUUUUUAUUCUAUUCUCCAUUUCUUCACUUGUGAAGCUUUCUUCCUCUCUCUCUCUCCCUCCUCCUCUCCUCAACCUGUUUUGCUGCUUUCCUUUCUAGGCAACUGAAGGAUGUUAUUGCAAAAAUGACAAAGGAAAAUGCUUCUGUGUUGUAACUUGUUCUGUCAGUCUUCUGCAAGCUGCUGUUCUCACGUUUACCUCCCUGGGUUGGGUUUCUGAAGACAAUUGUUUUAUUCUACCGAGUAGAAUGCACUGAAAGGAAAUGUAGCAUAAGAAAGUGUGAUACUUUUAAGUUAAAUAUUAACCAGAUUCAAACAAGCUCAAGAGCAUUUCAAGUGUGGUUAACUUGUUGGGCGGUUGAACAAGAACCAACGAACUCAAGCAGUGAAGAACAGGCAUGGGGAUACUCUACUCAGAGCCCAUUUGUCAGGCAGCUUAUAACAACGAUUUCAAUAAAGUUCAGUUCCUUUUGGAGCGCAACUGCAACUAUCUGAAUAUCCAGGACAGCUUCAGUGGAGACACCCCCUUAAUUUGUGCAUGUAAAAAGGGAAACAACAGGAUAGUUAGCUAUCUUCUAAGAAGACAUGCUGAUGUCAACCUCAGAAAUAAGAAGGACCGCACUUGCCUGCAUUAUGCUGUGAGAAAACGAUUUACCUUCCUUGACUAUGUGCUCAUCAUAAUCCUCAUGCCAGUUAUGCUUAUUGGAUAUCUUCUCAUGGUCUCAAAGACUAAACAGAAUGAAAACCUGAUCAAGAUGUUGCUCAGAGCUGGAGCUGAUGUGAAUGCUACAGACUCUUCUAGUAGCACAGCCCUUCACUAUGCUUGUGAAAUGAAAAAUCAGGAAGUCAUUCCUCUACUGCUUGAAGCUCAUGCAGACACUUCUGUAAAGAAUCAGGAUGGGGAGACUCCCUUAGAUAUAGCAAGAAGACUGCAGUUCCACAACAUUGAAAGCAUGCUAAGAAAAGCUUCCUAGUCAUCAAGGACUCUCAAACAUGCAGAAAAUUACCUCAUCUGACAAUGCAUCUUGCAUAACAGCAAAUGUCCAACAGAGGGUGAAGGCUGUUACUUGAUAAAAACUUGGUCCACAUCCACCCAUUCCUUGCUGUAGACUUCGACAACUUUGUGUGAGACUUGUCAGUACCCCCAAGGCCAUGUGUGGAGUGAAAGGAGUUAAUUUGAUUUUACUGAGCCAUGAAUGAUUGCAAUAGUGGUCAAAAUAUUGCCCUUCCCAUCUGCUUCAUCAGUCUUAUUACUUGACUUCUGUAGUCUGUGGAUUUUGAAAGCUAACUAUAAAAUAUCUGGAAGCCUAAAUAUUGCAUAUGGUUGGCAGCCAAUGCAAAAAUAAAAUAUCCAUUACUUGUUCUAUAGGGGAACUAAACAAUAUGCUACAGCAGUUGUACAAAGUCUGGUACCCUUCCUCUUAGUAUUUCUCUUCCCACAAUGGGAGUGACUGGGAAAAUAGGUCUCUCAGCUGAGCACUUUUUCCUUCCAUCCUUCCUACAGACACCUUAAUUCUCACUAUGUUGCUACAAGGGUAGGAUUAUCUUCUCUCUUUUUUCAUAUAAGACACAGCAAAAAGGGAUUCAAUGGCUUGCUGGAGACCAUAAAGAAAGCAAAUUCCCAGAUCACUUUAAUGCAUUAAGAAAUAAUAAUGAAAAUAUGUUUGGCAUCGUAGAGAAACAGGUCUCUUGACUACCUUUCCAAUAUAAACAGUGUACUAAAGAAAAAAAAAUCAAUAAAUGAAAUGCUGUUGACGAGAACCAGAUGAAUCCUUUCCAUGGGACUGGACAGGAUAGUAUGCUUUUCAGAGUGGUGCAUGCAGCAGGGGAUAAUACUGAUAAUAAUAAUAAUAUAUCCGUGAAUCUUAUCUUGCAUAGGUAAAAGCAGAGGAAAACCCGCAUUUGUAAGCAAUGUAUUAAAGUGUCCUGCUGCUUUGUGAUUUAAUAAUGCAGCAAUAAAAGAGAAUCUCCUUUGGAAGGCUGCUGUAUUUUGCCUUCUUGAUCUAA
This is a messenger RNA of Pipra filicauda (Wire-tailed manakin), 8998 nucleotides long. RefSeq names its product ankyrin repeat domain 22 (gene ANKRD22). The transcript has 7 exons. Lineage: Eukaryota; Metazoa; Chordata; Aves; Passeriformes; Pipridae. Gene Ontology annotation, molecular function: protein binding. Bases 7390 to 7965 code for a protein of 191 amino acids. The record is from RefSeq and is a predicted model, not a curated record.